AUGAAGCUUUCAACUUUCUUCUUCGCCACAACUUUCUUCCUCGCCACAAAUGUAGCCGCAGCAGCACUUGCAGAGCCUUCAGACAAUCGCAUCCCGGAGCCAGAACUCGAGCAAUCUGUUCCAACUCUCGUGGCGGAUGGUCACUUGGAGAUUCGGCAAAACAGAGUCUACAACCAAGACGCUGUCACUGCUACUUCGGAAGCGCCAGUCGUCACGACAUUCUGGCAAGCCAGUCAAGUCGGAACCUCUGUAACCUACAUACAGGUCAUCGUCACACAGACCUUUGCCGAAGUACCUGAUCAAUGGCCGUCGCCAGGUGUCGGAUCUAUCGGAUACGGCACUCUUGUCAAGACCAGGAAAAACAAGCGCGAGGCGGAGCCUACUGGCGGCACGCCGGUCGUCCUUGAACUGCACACCAAAUUCGAGACCAUUUGGCUUCAAUCAGUCACGCAGGUGAUCGAGUUACAUGUCCAGCCAACACUCCCAACGUUCCCUGGCCUCGGCAAUGAGACGGUGAUAUCGAACGACACGACCACCCUCGAGGAGAUAGAAGCAGGCAAGAUGACGGGAGGUCUUUUCAAGGAAACCUUGGCAGCAUUGAAUGAAUUGACUUUUGACCUGCGUGCGACCAGUGGGAAAAUCGCAAUGACCAUGUCAUGUAAAGGUAGCAGUAUGCCUCGCGACAUUCCUUGGAAAGUCUAG
This is a messenger RNA of Pseudocercospora fijiensis CIRAD86, 702 nucleotides long. RefSeq lists its product as uncharacterized. The record is from RefSeq and is a predicted model, not a curated record. Bases 1 to 702 code for a protein of 233 amino acids. Lineage: Eukaryota; Fungi; Ascomycota; Dothideomycetes; Mycosphaerellales; Mycosphaerellaceae. The transcript is spliced from 5 exons.